UUCACCUUUUCUCUUGGGACAUUGGUCAGGCGUUCGAGUACCGCAUUUGUUUGACUGUCUCUAGCUGUCCAGCUGCGUCAUUUUUUUUCUUUUUUUUUAAUAUUUCCCUCCACAUAUGAUUUGUAGCUUCAAAGCAGAACAAUGACUCUGGCAUCCACAACAGAGGACAGAUGAGAGGACCUUAACAAGAGGACAUGUUUGAUCAAAAUUUGACCUGCAAUUGGACUGGUUUAAUAAGGAACUGUUGGAAGACUUGGAACCUUUUUCACUGAAAAUUCCAAAAUGCAACUGGACCUGUUCCAUCGUGGAAUACUUCACUCGUCCCUUGGGCCUGUGGUUAUGGUUCACUAUUCAGUUUUUGAAGCUUCCAGAGGUUUUGGAAAGCAGAUGUGAAUCUUGGCUGCAGUUUGUCAUUACAUAAACUAAAGAGACGUGUUUUUCACAUUGUUGAGUUAGGGGUGUAUUUUAGCCGAUGUAAGGGAAUUGCAUUUUAAUUUGUAGCUGUUAAAGCAAUGGCAUCCAAAUCGUGUCCUCUGACUGGUGCAGAAAGAGCCUUGUGUAGAGUAGUUCAUCGUGGACCAAGACCUCAAGCAAUGCUGAAGCCCUUGCACGUGGAGCUUCGGGUUUAUGUGGACAAAAUGCGGAAAAAGCAGAAGCACAGGAUGGAGGCCUCUUGUCUGGAGCUGGCACUGGAAGGUGAGCGGCUCUGCAAGGCUGGAGACUUUAAAGGAGGGACAGCGUUUUUUGAGGCAGCUGUGCAAGUCGGUACAGAAGACCUGAAGACCCUGAGUGCCAUCUACAGCCAGCUUGGAAACGCUUACUUCUAUCUGAAGGAGUACGGUAAAGCUCUGGAGUACCACAAGCAUGACCUCACAUUGGCAAGGACAAUAGGCGACAGGAUUGGGGAAGGAAAAGCCAGCGGGAAUCUUGGAAAUACUUUAAAGAUUUUGGGUCGCUUUGAUGAAGCAAUUGUCUGCUGCCAGAGACACCUGGAUAUAUCUCAAGAGCAAGGUGACAAGGUUGGGGAGGCCAGAGCACUUUACAAUAUUGGGAAUGUUUGUCAUGCUAAAGGCAAACAGCAAUUGUGGGGCUGCACCCAAGAACCCGGAGACCUGGCCCCUGAGGUCAGAGAGACUCUCCAAAGAGCCACCAGUUUUUACGAGAUGAACUUGUGUCUGGUCAAAGAACUUGGAGAUCGAGCCGCUCAGGGAAGAGCUUAUGGGAACCUCGGCAACACUCACUACCUUCUGGGAAACUUUGUGGAGGCAAUCAAGUUCCAUCGUCAGCGAUUAUCCAUCGCGAAAGAAUUUGGGGAUAAAGCAGCAGAGAGGCGAGCCUACAGUAACCUUGGCAACGCUCUGAUAUUUCUGGGCCAGUUCAACGCCGCUACUGAGUACUACAGGAAAACUUUGCAUCUAUCCAGACAACUGAGGGACCAGGUGAUGGAGGCUCAGGCUUGUUACAGCCUUGGAAACACCUACACACUGCUGCAGCAGUAUGAAAAAGCUAUAGACUACCACCUGAAACACCUGCACAUCGCCCAGGAUCUCACUGACAGGGUUGGAGAGGGCCGCGCCUGCUGGAGUCUGGGGAAUGCAUACGUGUCAUUGGGGAAUCACAAACAAGCUCUGCACUAUGCUCGGAAACACCUGGAGAUCUCAAAAGAGAUUGGAGACAGGAAUGGCGAACUGACCGCCAGAAUGAACGUAGAGCAGCUGAUGGAGGCGUUGGGGGUCAACGACAGUGAUCUCUCACCGUCCAGUUCAGAGUUCGAGAUGCAAGGAGCAAGACCGAAAUUCACCAAGAGGAACAGUAUGGACAGCGUUGAACUGUGGAAAUACGCAGAAAAGAAUGGUGACAGCCAAGACAUUGAGGGAUUUCCACGGAGGUCAAAGAGUCACCCUGGAAAAAGGAAAGGUUAUCCAGACAGCCAGUCAUCAGACGAAAGGCCGUGGCUGGACUCUCCGGUGGACACUGAUGACAUCACGGUGCAAGUACCGCCUCCUGUUUCUAAGUUGGGUCGCGACCCCUCCGAUGAAGACUGUUUCUUCGACCUCCUCAGCAAGUUUCAACGCAGCCGCAUGGAUGACCAGCGCUGCCAUCUUGACGAUCCACAGAACGGGGACAACGGAGCAGAGGGAGCCAACUCUGUGCCGUCCCUGAACGACAUGAUCGAUCCCUCCUUCACUACGUCCCCUCAGACCGAAGAGCUUUUCGACUUGAUUGCCAGCUCCCAGAGCCGGCGCCUGGAUGACCAGCGGGUCAACGUUGGGAACCUUCCUGGACUGAGGAUAACUCACAAUAACCUUGGUCACCUGGUGGGUGAGGCAGAUCACCAAGAACCCAGCGAUGACUUCUUCAACAUGCUCAUCAAGUGCCAGUCUUCUAGAAUCGACGACCAGCGGUGCUCCCCUCCAGAGUCGGGCCCUCACGCCCCCACAGUGCCUGAUGAAGACUUCUUCAGUCUAAUCCAGAGAGUCCAGGCCAAGAGGAUGGACGAGCAGCGGGUGCAGCUGCCCUCAGAUGACCAGGACGACAGCCCUUCAUCUUCAUCCCCUGAGCCGCCCGGUGGCUUCUCCAGCUAGGACUGGGAGAGUCAAGAAAGGAAUGGAGGAUUGUGUCAACUAAAUGUGGAUUAACGGUUCUAAUAAUGCUAGCUGCUUAAGUCAAUGUCCCUAAUAUAUGUAAAUAAGUAACAGAGUUUAGAGGUGACGACAGACUUGAAGUCCUCAAGCCUUAAUUAGCAUCUUCUCCAGACUGGAUUGUGUCUUCAAGUGCUUAGGCCAUGUCCACGCAGCCCGUGUGGCCGUCCAUUAAGUGAACAUGUGUUUCUGCCAUCUCUGCUCAGACGCUGUUGCAUAUCCAGGACAAAUCUGUUGCCUUCCUUUGACUUCAGUCCAUCACACUCCUGCGGCGUGAAGGAGAGGUCCGUCGUGUGUCAGUGACUACACUUGUUGAGGCUGGCGCGCUCCCUUUCUGCUUCGUGCUCAGAAGUCAUGUUGAUCACAUUCCAGUCGCCACCCAACACACUCAGAAACACUGGUGUUUUUAAAGUAUGCAUGUUGGGACGUCAACUCCUGAUCCACUGGUUCCAACGUUGAGCGUGAUGGAGGAACCUUUCUCUUUAGAUUUGUUGGUGUAGAGUUGAACUCGAAGUCAGUGGUUGAAGGGGACCAGCUUGGGAAGAGUGGAUGUAGCAGGGAAGGAGGAGAAAAAAAAACAGGAGGCGAUGGAAGAGUGAAAGGUCAGUGGCACACAGCCGGAAUCUUAAGGAAUGUUAAAAUAACUGUUUUUUGGUCUGCAUGGUAAAGAACCAGUGUCGGUGCUCGUCUUGACUUUAUAUAAUCCUGGAUACGCACAAUCUUUUGCUGAGCUGAAAUGAGGAAUUAAAACCGCUGUUGUCUUGAGAGCCAAAAUUUAAAGCAACAUGACAGAUCGGUGAUUUGCCAUAUGAUGUGCGGGUUGAAAUUUGGUACCUUAAACGCCGGCCUCCCUGGCUUCCCCGCCGUAUUGUCUUCGGGGCAGUAUUACUGUGUGUCAUUGGAGACCUUUGGAAACUUGAAAAAAUAGUUUAGGUUACUCUGGUGAGACGAAACGGUAGAGCCGUGUGAAUUAGCUGCUUAUCUUAGCUGUUUGAUGCCUCAACUCAUGAUCCCAUGCAGUAUCUGAAGAGACGGAGAAUCAUUCAUCCAUCUGGGAGUGUCCAGCUUCCUUGUCACCAGCAUUUUCAGCUCUGACAUUCCUGGGUCAGAGCGGAGAUGCUACCUCUCUGUCCGCUCUCUUCUCAGUAGGACACCUCAUCUCGAUGAACAAAAAUGGAUUCCGGUCUUCUGGCUCAGCUCAUAUUUAACUGAACUCAGAAAGGAUGUGUUGUUUUCAUCGUAACCUUUUUCUCGUGGUAAUGCCUCAAUAAUCUGCACGCGACUGUUGGAGCCUGGAAAAACCGUAUAGGGUCUUUCAUAUGUUAGAAUCUCAAGUACAUCUGCUGCUGUCUUGUGGCCAGAUAUUAAUUUUAAUGGGAUUUUUAUGUGGGUGUGUCAUAAGGUCAUAGAAACGGUACUAACCUUUUGCUUGAUAAAUUAGCUUCAUCUGGAAUCCUAAACACAUCUCUCUUGAAUUGGGAGCUUCUUUCUGUACGACUGCUGGUUGAAAAAGAACCUACUGUGCUUCAAUGUGUUGCUGCCAUCAUUUGUACAUAUAUAAAUACAUAUAUUUUAUAUUUAUGUUCCCUUGUGGUUUUAAUAAAAUGCUUCAGAGGUUUAUUUUGUGUCUUGGCUCAGGUUUUUCGUUUUUUUUAAUGUUGUGGGACCAGGAUUCAUGUCGAUGUCUGCCAUCUUGCA
Molecule: messenger RNA, 4340 nt
Organism: Synchiropus splendidus (mandarinfish)
Lineage: Eukaryota; Metazoa; Chordata; Actinopteri; Syngnathiformes; Callionymidae
Gene: gpsm1b
Product: G protein signaling modulator 1b
Exons: 14
Coding region: 513-2585 (690 amino acids)
Molecular function (GO): protein binding; GTPase regulator activity
Source: RefSeq, a predicted model, not a curated record